AUGUCAAUAGCUUCAUCAUCACCCUUAAGAACUACAGGACAAAAAUCGUCUGAGGAAUUGAAUAACCAAAAUGACGUGAGACCCAAUGCUACUGUACGCCACUUAUUGCAAGAAGUUGAGGAUCUACAAAAUGAGAUAUUCGGCCUCCACAGAUCCCUGAAAAUAAACAACGAGCAAAUUCGGAAGGAUAUACGAGAAUUUUGCUCGAUUGGUGAGGGAAAAGAUGAUCUUUCGAGACAAAUUCUCGACGUUGAGAAGUAA
Messenger RNA from Lachancea dasiensis, 261 nucleotides. The record is from the annotation of a GenBank genome assembly. Lineage: Eukaryota; Fungi; Ascomycota; Saccharomycetes; Saccharomycetales; Saccharomycetaceae.